Ziziphus jujuba (common jujube) is the source of this 998-nucleotide messenger RNA. RefSeq names its product glutathione S-transferase U17. The transcript is spliced from 2 exons. The record is from RefSeq and is a predicted model, not a curated record. Gene Ontology annotation, biological process: glutathione metabolic process. Gene Ontology annotation, molecular function: glutathione transferase activity. NCBI's taxonomy places the organism in Eukaryota, Viridiplantae, Streptophyta, Magnoliopsida, Rosales, Rhamnaceae. Bases 109 to 807 code for a protein of 232 amino acids. Gene Ontology annotation, cellular component: cytoplasm.
UCACAACCCGCCUAGUAAAAGUUCAAUGAACCCUUUAGCUCUACAUGGUAUCUGUGUUUGUUAGAAAAAUCACUGAGAGCUAAAAAAGAAGAAAAAAAAAAAAAAUCCAUGUCGGAGAGUAGAGACGUAAAGGUCUUGGGAGUGUGGACGAGCCCUUUCGUUAUGAGAGCUCGAAUCGCCCUUAAUCUCAAACAAGUGAGCUAUGAUUUUCUUCAAGAAACUAGUUUGACAGAGAAAAGCGAGCUUCUUCUAAUAUCAAACCCAAUCCACAAGAAAGUCCCAGUUCUUAUUCACAAUGAAAAACCCAUUUGCGAGUCUCUGGUCAUUGUUGAAUACAUCGAUGAUGUUUGGACCUCUGCUCCUUCUAUCCUCCCUUCUCAUCCCUACGACCGCGCCAUUGCUCGGUUUUGGGCUGCUUAUAUUGAUGAAAAGUGGUUCCCAUCCAUGAAAGGCAUAUCAAUUGCUCAAGGAGAGGAAGCAAAGAAAGCAGCAAUAGAUCAAGUAAUAGAAGGGCUUGUGCUAUUAGAGGAAGCAUUUGUGAAGUCUAGCAAAGGAAAGCCAUUCUUUGGUGGAGAACAAAUUGGUUACCUUGACAUUGCACUUGGAUGUUUCUUAGCAUGGCUAAGGGUUUCAGAGAAAAUGCAUGGUGUAAAACUGCUAGACCAAGCCAAAACACCUGGUUUGGUGAAAUGGGCUGAGAGGUUUUGUGAAGACCCUGCUGUGAAAGGAGUUAUGCCUGAGACUGAUAAGCUUCUUGAGUUUGCUAAGAUCUUAUUUGCCAAAAUGAGAGCUAAUCUUCCUAAGUGAUAGGAUGAAGAUACAUAUAUGAUCCCAAAAUUUCCCAAAUGGUAUUGGGAAAACAAUAUUUAUUAUAGGCCAAAUCUAUUUACGCUUUAGUUCCUUAGGCUAGGACAUGGACAUUUUGUUAUGAGAAUGUUUGUGUAAAAUAAAUUGGAAUGUUUGUGUGAAAUAAAUUGGGCUUUCUAUGAGUUUAGCAA